AUGAGUGUAUGGACGGGGAUGCAAUUGCUGUCGCUUGUAACUCUGCUGGUGCGCCUCAACGGAGUCUCAGACCAAACGUACGAAACCGGAACAAAGCUGCUCUCAUCUCACAGCUGCUCCGACAGUCUACAUCACGUCUCAGAUCGAUCGAUCAGAGGUGAAACAGCGAGCAGAACCACUUGGCAGGUCACAGUAGUCAUCCGUGCAGUAUCUGGUGACGGACACCCUUCAAUUCCUCAUUGGAAUACUCUCAUCGUCCCCGCUACUCAUCACCUCUUCCCCUUCCCGCCUUUCUUCUUCGAUUUCCCGCCCUUAGCACCCGUAUCCGCCUUGCUUGCAUUCGCACUCGCAGCCUCCUCGACCACCGCCGGAGCAUCUGUCAUCUCCACAUCCGUCGCAACAGCAGAAGCAGUCGUCGUCGGCGCCGGAGCCGACAGCCCCAGCCCAGCGGCGUUCGCACCACCCGCCAACUUCCCCAGACUGGUCACAAGUCGGCCGACCUCCGCCGCCUUAUUCGUGCGAUACUUCAGGCAGAUGCCUGCGGUUGGGUUGUAUGUUUUCAGGGUGAGGACUGCGACGGGUGUGGUGGCAGUCCGGGCUGGGGAGUCGGUCGUCUCAGGGUUUGAUGUCGAAGAGGGCUUUUUCUGUGCUGAAGGUCGUUGUGAGGGGAAGCCGUAUUUUGUUGUGAUGCGGGUCUGCGUGGUUUGCAUUGGAGGUCUCUGGGUACGCUUCGAGCAGUAG
Messenger RNA from Aspergillus fumigatus Af293, 741 nucleotides. RefSeq lists its product as uncharacterized. The record is from RefSeq and is a predicted model, not a curated record. NCBI's taxonomy places the organism in Eukaryota, Fungi, Ascomycota, Eurotiomycetes, Eurotiales, Aspergillaceae. The transcript has 3 exons. Bases 1 to 741 code for a protein of 246 amino acids.